Molecule: messenger RNA, 2068 nt
Organism: Penaeus vannamei (Pacific white shrimp)
Lineage: Eukaryota; Metazoa; Arthropoda; Malacostraca; Decapoda; Penaeidae
Source: RefSeq, a predicted model, not a curated record
AUGUACGCUGUUGUAUUGUAUCGUUGUAAAAGAGGUUCAGCUGUCCAAUUUAAUUCUGUCAAAUAUGCUGCCUACCGAACAGCGUGCAAGCUUCGGAGACUACAGACACGACUCAAGUUGCACGAGGUGUCACUUCAGUGUGUGGCCUCGACAUUCGACAGCUGUGGCUUCCGAGUGGCUGAAAACAAUGACUUGAUAGAAGUAAAGCAAGUAGAACAUGUUAUUCAACAGAUUCUUCGGACCACGUACAAAAAUCGCCAUGUUCAUAUAACCCUUGCCACACAGCUUACACUGAAUCUCCUCCUAAAUGUACUUGACAAAAGCCGAAGCGGGAUGCUGCAGGUUUUGGGGUGUAAGGUGUUAAUGGUGGUGAUGUGUGCAGGGCGCUUGCAGGAGAAGUAUCGUUACCUUUUCACGCAGGUCGCUGAUCAUAACAACUGUUGUACAAGGAGAAGAUUGGCCGCCAUCCUCAGAGAUUUAGCACGCAUCCCAGAAUUACUCUCAGAACAGCCAUCCUUUGGCAUGUCUUUAGUAUCAGCUGCAGUUGAGAGCUGUUUUAAGGUUGAGGGUGAGGUCGGGGUCACGGAAGAAGUGCUGUUGGCCUGGCUCCUGCAGGAACCCCAGACGCUCGUGUGGUGGACGACUCUCUACAGACUUACUGCUGCAGAGCUUGUAUGUCACGACGUGAAGUGUGGAGUGUGUAAACAGCGACCAAUAAUCGGGCUUCGGUAUCAGUGUUUGCGGUGCAUAGGCUACAACCUGUGUCAGGACUGUUUCCUUCAUGCCAGAACUUCACGCAGACAUAAACUGACCCACCCUAUUCAGGAGUACUGUCAUGAGACAACCGGGAAAGAAUGGCGGCGGGCUCUGUUGAAGAUGGUGCGGAACAGAUUUGGGGGAAGACAAGGGUACAACAAGCAACGAUACUUAGCCAUUGCCUCUAGUCCUGAGUCUGGGUGUGACUUGACCAGUCUACUGUGUGAAGCAGGUGGUGUUCAGCCAUGGUGUGGGAACAGUGAAGACGAGACGGAAGAUGAAGAGGAACUCAUGUCUCGCACGAUCCUCCAUCCUUCGGAGGACAACGACUCUAAUCACUCGGGAGACGGAAAUAGUGGUGACAGCGGCAGAGGAAGCCGAGGAAAUGGAUCUCCGGCCGAACCCACUAUAAUGCCGACCACUCCACGGCAGCAGAUACACUCGGUGAUCAUGCACCUAGAGGAAGGACACAGGCAAUUAGAAGAGGAUGCAAAUGGUGACAUGCAGAAGAACGUGGAAGAGCACACCCAGCAGUUGCAAACGCAGAUCAACAGACUCAAGGCAAUCCUGCAGAGCUAUACUUCAGCAAAAGCAGCGCCACAGAUCAAGCCCGGAGGAGCGAGGGCAAGUGUGAGAGGUCUUCCCCGACUGGAGAGCACACCCAUAGUGGGGGAACGAGGCCUGCUCCUCAACCUGUCUCCCAUUGUCAAGCAACCCAGUGCUGACGACACUGCAGUGUUAGACAACAAGGAGAACCACCUGGUGGAGAACCCUGAUGGGACUCCUGUCAAAGAGAGCAGAAGUAUACAGCCUAUGAGGAUGCCUUUCACUCCGAGGCUAAAUGGAGUCCCUCAGCAUGGCACUCCGAAUGGCAACACCCAAGAAACUCAAGACAUUGCUGCAUCAAGAUCUGUCCCACCACCAACGCGACUUCCAAGCUUCACUGAGGUUAAUUUCAGUGACCUGACUUCGCUGACUUCUGCCCCAUCAUCCGUGGCCACGUCACCAAGGGUCGAGGAAAGGGCGGCCAAUGGGGUCUUUGGGGAUGACGUAGCACCUGACGUCAGAGAAGAACUGGAGAACAUACUGCACCAGUUGGAUCAGAUCUUUCCACUCUGCAAAUCUGAGAGCACAAAAGCAGCAGAACCAGAUGGCGCCGGUGUGGUAGAAGCCGCAUGUGAGCUUGGUGACGUUCUGGCUGAGUAUGUGAACACUGUCCCAAGCUCAACUGCGUGUGUAUAGAAGGAAGUAGGCGAAACAGUGUGUGAUGAGCAGCGGAAAACUUUAUUAUUUCAUCAAGUAUAUUCCCACA